This is a messenger RNA of Candoia aspera, 1700 nucleotides long. It is a transcript of the gene GLOD4, whose product is annotated as glyoxalase domain containing 4. The transcript is spliced from 9 exons. Bases 31 to 927 code for a protein of 298 amino acids. NCBI's taxonomy places the organism in Eukaryota, Metazoa, Chordata, Lepidosauria, Squamata, Candoiidae. The record is from RefSeq and is a predicted model, not a curated record.
UUCGCGGUUUUUUUUUUUUGAGAGAAGAAAAUGAAAGCAAGACGCGCGUUACACUUUGUCUUCAAAGUCGGCGACCGAGCUCAGACCAUCCGUUUCUACCGAGAGCUACUGGGCAUGCGCGUCCUAAGGCAUGAAGAAUUUGAAGAAGGCUGCAAGGCCUCGUGCAAUGGCCCCUAUGAUGGCAAAUGGAGUAAAACUAUGGUGGGCUAUGGUCCGGAGGAUGAUCACUUCGUUGCAGAGCUAACUUACAAUUAUGGUGUGGGGAGUUACCACCUUGGCAAUGAUUUUCUGGGGAUGACUGUGACAUCUAGCCAGGCUGUGCACAAUGCCAGAAAACUGCAGUGGCCACUGAAGGAGAUCUCAGCAGGUGUCUAUGAAACAGAAGCCCCAGGAGGAUAUAAGUUCUUCCUGGAAGACAAAGAGCAACCCAAAGAAGAUCCGGUGCUCAAGGUGACUCUGGCUGUGUCCAGCCUGCCGAAAUCCGUGGAUUACUGGUCCAAGUUGCUGGGCAUGAAAGUGUUUGAGAAGGACGAAGGCAAGCAGAAAGCUCUGCUUGGCUACGCCAACAACCAGUGUAAACUGGAGCUGCAGGGCAUUGGCCGUGCGGUGGACCACAGUACAGCCUUUGGACGAAUUGCCUUCUCUUGCCCGAAGGAAGAGUUACCUCAUAUUGAAGCCUUAAUGACAAAGGAGAAGCAGAAGAUUUUGACGCCACUUGUGAGCCUGGACACACCCGGCAAGGCAACAGUGCAAGUUGUUAUCUUGGCCGAUCCUGACGGCCAUGAAAUAUGCUUCGUUGGGGACGAGGCCUUCCGGGAACUUUCCAAGGUGGACCCAAAUGGCGAGAAGGUCUUGGAUGGGGCAAUGGCGGCCGAUAAAAGCCACGAGUGGUUUGCCGAACACAACCUUGCCAAGCCUUCGGCGUAACUCACAGGGAUCUGCUGACGCUCGGUUCCCACUGGCCUGGCAAGCAGGAAGAGUAGAUCCCACCUUCAUGGUAUUGCCUGAUUCCUUUCUUUUCGGUGCUUGCUUCCUGUCUCCUCCUGGACUUCUUCUGCCUCUUCUGGGUCCUGCGGCAUUUCGCAUUGGGGGUCCGUGCGUGUUCCAGCUAACGCAACACGGGCCCCCCACCAGACCCGAUUGUGGCUACGUCUCUCGGCUUGCUGGCGUUUUGCAUGCUUCCUUUUUGCAUUCAGCCGAGAAGGCCCCAGAUUGUUGAACCAUGGCCAGGAAAUUACCCAAACUGGCUGCAGUUGAGACCUCGACCUGCCCAGGCCUGCAUGUUAGAACGGAGGUUCUUUUUCCAGACCCUUGAUAAUUCCAGCAAAUCUACAUUCCACUUGGCUAAAUGUAGCUUGAACUUUGAGUGGGCAGACAAUGCCACAUUUCGGGGGGUGGGGGGCAUUGAUUCAAUGUGGCAUAUCCCCAGCCUGACUGUAAAGAGGGCAGGGCCUUGAUUGCACGGUUACAGCUGCCAUCAUGACUUUUUUGACCCCCAUGCCCAUCUCAGCCUUUUCUUUCUCCCCCACCCUCCCCCAAGCAUUAGUACGUGUUCCAUCAAACUCAAGAUUUACAAACAAUACAGCUAGCUCAAAGAAGACACACACACACACACACUAAACCUGAUUUAGAGGCCAGCUGGGGACGAAAAACUGCUGCUGAGAAUUGCACUGCUUGUCAAAUGUGAGAUCUGUGGAAUA